This is a messenger RNA of Lentinula edodes (shiitake mushroom), 267 nucleotides long. RefSeq lists its product as uncharacterized. The transcript has 3 exons. The record is from RefSeq and is a predicted model, not a curated record. Gene Ontology annotation, molecular function: DNA binding. The coding region runs from base 1 to 267 and encodes 88 amino acids. NCBI's taxonomy places the organism in Eukaryota, Fungi, Basidiomycota, Agaricomycetes, Agaricales, Omphalotaceae.
AUGACAUUUGUCUUUGGUAGCGUCGUUUACGAAUAUGCUGUCAAUGGACAAUUGAUUAUGAUGGACAAGGAAGAUAAUUUCAUACUUUGGUCGAGUCUCUGGAAGGUAAAUGUUUCAAGAAUUCUUCAGUUGCGUCCCGAUCUUUCAAGAGAAGUAAGAAUAAUCAAGGUGGGAGAUAAUGAAAUACAUGGCACUUGGAUGCCAUUUCACGUACGCUCAACAAUUGCGUGGCCUAUCAAAGAACAACUGACACCAUUUUUCGGGUAA